This is a messenger RNA of Paramecium tetraurelia, 246 nucleotides long. RefSeq lists its product as uncharacterized. The record is from RefSeq and is a predicted model, not a curated record. NCBI's taxonomy places the organism in Eukaryota, Ciliophora, Oligohymenophorea, Peniculida, Parameciidae. The transcript has a single exon.
AUGACAAUCUUAUCAGGGUUUGGAUUGAAUGAGGUUUAAGUAGAAAAAAUGACACCUGUUUUUUUGAAAAAUGAUAUAAUAUUGGAUUAAAAGAAUGCAAUAAGAAUGGCUAUAAUAAGAAUAGAUGAAAAUCCUCCAAAAAUGGUUGUAUAUGUUUUCUAUCUGUUAAUAUUUAAUGUAAUAGACUAUCCAAAGAUAUCCAAUCCCUUGAUCACUCUAGAUUAAUAAAAUCGUUACUAGUUAUGA